Messenger RNA from Asterias rubens (European starfish), 8849 nucleotides. RefSeq names its product titin-like. The record is from RefSeq and is a predicted model, not a curated record. The transcript has 34 exons. Lineage: Eukaryota; Metazoa; Echinodermata; Asteroidea; Forcipulatida; Asteriidae. Bases 78 to 8849 code for a protein of 2923 amino acids. Gene Ontology annotation, molecular function: protein binding.
AUACCUGCUACAUCAAGAACCCUCUUGGAGAGCAAAGUUCUUCAGUGAGUCUUAAAGUGACAGAGAGGCCGAUAGAAAUGCCUGAGGAAGAAGCACCAGCUGAGGAGUUGGAAGAGGUGCGCCCAGAAAUCUUACAACCGGAAGAAACCACUCCAGAAGUUAUCUCUGUUGAGGAAGUCAAACCUGAAGAAGUCACCCCUGAGUUUGUCCCAGAGGAGGAGGUAUCUGAGAAGAAGCCUGCUUUCACUGUGAGCUCUGAAGAAGAAGUAACUAAAUCGUUGAAAGCACGUGUAUCAGUAAAAGGAGUGACUGAAGAAGAAGUUGACACAGCCGUUACAGCCAAGUUCAAACCUCGAUCAGAAGAGGAGGUUGAAGUACAAGCUAAGUUCAGGAAGCCAAGAGAUGAAGCUGUUGAAGAAGAGGAGAUUGAGUAUGUUAUCCAGUCAGCUCCAGAGAUGUUGGAAACUCUUGAAGAGGAGCAGUUGGAGACGGCUGUCACAAAGAUUGUCCCUCACCCAGGAGAUGAAGCCGACGUACUUACAACCCAAGAGGUUACUCCAGUGGAAGCAAUUCCAAAACUCGAGGAGGUCUUGGAUGUCUCAAAGAAGAAGCCAGAGAAAGUCCGAGGAAUGGCUGAGAAGGAAGUUGUUCCUGAGAAUCUGGAAGACACUGAAGAGAUUCCUGAAGUCAUUACUGAGAAGCUUGAAGCUGUCAAGACUGUUGUGGAGAAAGAGGAGAAGGCUGAAGAACUCCCUGUCGCACCAGUCAUCACCCACAAACUCAAGGACAAGAAUGUCAAGGAAGGAUCUCCCUUGAAACUCACAUGUACCGUGACUGGUCAACCAAAGCCAGAUGUACAAUGGUUCAGGGAUGAGAAACUCUUGAGGCCUUCAAGUGACGUCAUUCAGACAUUUGAAGCGGACACAGCCGUCCUGUCCUUGCCUAAACCCAAACCACGGGAUGCUGGGGAGUACAAGUGUGUCGUCAUCAACCCAACUGGAGAAGACUUCUGCACAGCCAAAAUCUCCGUUCAAGAAGUAAAGAAAGCUCCAAGAUUUGAAGAGAAACCAACAGUGCCCAGUACUCCUGAAGGUACAGAUGCUGUCUUCCGAUGCAAGGUCGAAGGUUUCCCCAAGCCCGAUGUCUCCUGGAGCAAGGGCUGGAAGCAGAUCACACCCGGAGCUAAGAUCUCAGUCAGCUUUGAUGAAAGCACAGAGGAGAGUGUCCUAACUAUCAAGGAUGUCAAACCCAACGAUGCUGGCAAGUACACUUGCAAGCUGAAGAGCCCCAUGGGUGAGGAUAAGGCAGAUGUGAGUCUGGUUGUAUCCCCAAAACCUAAAGAGGAAGCCCCAACUCCUGAGAAGGCUCCUGAGAAGGCAGAGGUGAAGGUGGAGAAGAUGCCGGAAGAAAAAGCCAAACCAAUGCCUGUUGAAGAGGUUAAACCUGAAUUUACAGAAGUUACUCCAGAGAAGAUAGUUCCUGUCACCAAGCCCAAGGAGGAAGCUGCACCAGUUGUAGAAGGGCCAGCCAAGUUUGUUGUGAAACCGGGAGGAUUUGUAGAGUCCAUUGAAAACGAGGAAGCCCUCAUCCUAUAUGAGGUCUCUGAUGAUGUCACUGAUGUCAAAUGGCUAAGAGAUGGCAAGGAGAUUGAAGAAGGCGAUAAGUUUGUCUUCAAGAAAGAUGGCCGACGUCGCUCGUUGCUGAUCAAAGACACUGGCCUUGAAGACAAAGCAAAGUACGAGUGUUUGCUUCCAGAUGACAAGGCAUCAACGAAACUCUUCGUGAAAGAAACUGUUCACAUCGUGGAAAUCCCAGAGGAGUCCACCAUCAAGGAAUCCGAGACCAGCACCCUAGAGGUCAAAUUCAACAAAGAUGUCUCUCGCAAGAAGGUGGUCUGGUUCCACAAUGGCAAGGAACUGAAGUCUAGCAAGAAAUACAAGAUCGUACGCAAGGGUUUCAGCGCCCUUCUGACUAUCAAUGAUGUGAAGCCUCAGGAUGCUGGAGACUACACGGUGAAGGUGGAAGAGGCAAAGGGAUUGAUUCCACUAGUGGUGGAGGAGAAGCCCAAGCCAAACCCACCCAUCUUUGUACAGGUGCCAAAGGCUCUGGAUGUAACGGAAGGCGAAACAGCCACAUUCCGCUUCAAGGCAACCGGCACCCCCUACCCAACAAUACAGUGGUUCAAGGGAUGGCGUGAGGUCACAUCAAGUGAUGAGUUCACCAUUGAUUACGACAAAGAGACGGACGAGCACACCUUUACCAUUCACAAUGUCGGCAGCAAGGAUUCGGGCAAGUACCACGUCCAGCUUACCAGCGAUACCGGCAAGAAUAAAUACGGCGUCUCGCUUAUGGUUCAGGAAAGACCAGCGGAUGAGGUUCCAUUUAGUGUGCCACUGAAAAGACGACCAUCCCAAAUAUUAAGAGAGGCUGAAGAAAUCGAUGUUAUGGCACUUCUUCAAGGUGCGGAACCCAAAGAUUAUGAGAAAAUCUUGCGCGAAGCUGGUGUCUAUGAUUUCCGUGCCAUCCUCAAACACUUGAAGAUGAUGCAAAAGCAGAUGGAGAUAGAGGAGGAGCCAGAGUUCUUAGAAUUGGAGCAUGAAGAAGUUGAGGAGUUGGAAGCCAUGAAGAUUGAAUCUCCAAUGUUCACAGCUCAACCUACUGAGCAGACUGUCUUGAGUCGCACCUCUGAACCACCCAAAGAGGAGUUUGAAUUUGUGGAGGAGUUGGCCCCAGUGAAAGUUUCACCCAGUGAGACCGCAGAGCUCAUUUGCACCGUCUCCAGCGAUGAGGCCAAGGUGAAGUGGUUCUGCGGAGACGAAGAGAUUGUCGUUGAUGAUGAGAAGUACAAGAUGAAGAAAGCACAGAGGAGACACUCCUUGAUCAUCACUGACAUCACAGCGGAAGACGCAGGGGAAUACAAGUGUGCUGUCGGAGAGAAAUUAACCGCCACAAUACUCACAGUAACUUCAGAAAUGCCAGAUAUCCUGACUGAUCUACAGAGCAAGAAAGUGGAAGAGGCUGAAGAUGUAGAGUUUACCUGUGAGCUGACCGAAGACCUACCGGAUGACCUCGAGGUCACCUGGUUCAAAGAUGGAGAGGAGAUCACAACGAGCGACAGGCUGGAAGUGAAGACUGAAGGGAGGAGAUUGUCACUGGUUGUUCAUGAUUUGAAAGUGGAGGACCAGGCAGACUACACAGUGGUUGUUGGAGAGAGGCGAUCUUCCGCAACACUUCAAGUAGAAGCUUUUGCCAUCACUGCUCCCCUUAAAGACACCACAGCAACCGAAUUCGAUGACACCACCACCUUGGAGUUCACAGUCUCCAACGAGAAGGCCGUAGUGACCUGGCUCAAGGAUGGUGAGAAGAUCGAAGUCGGUCCAAAGUAUGAGAUCAAAGAGGAUGGGAAGAAACGAGUGCUCGUCCUCCAUGAUAUCUCACCCGACGAUGAAGGGAACUUCAGCUGUGUGGUCGGCGACUCAGAGUCCGUGGCCACACUGAAUGUUGAAGCCACCAAAUUUACCAAACCAUUGACAGAAACAGAAGCCACACAAAAAGAGACAGUCACACUGACGUGUGAAAUCUCACACGACAAGGGUGUCGUCAAGUGGCUGAAAGAUGGUAAGGAUCUCCCAGAUAGUCCGAGAUACAAGACGACCUCCGAGGGCAAGAUUCGCUCUUUAGUGAUUGAGGAUGUCAAGUUGGAUGAAGAGGGAGAGUAUACGUGUGUGAUUGGCGACAACAAAUCUACGGCUGGACUCUUUGUCGAGCCGCUACCAGUUGAGUUCCUUACUGAAUUAAAACCACUCAAAGUGGCAGAAAAACAAACUGCCGAAUUCGUUUGUGAAAUCUCGGACGAGAAUGCCGAAGUGACCUGGAUGCGUGACGGCCAGCCCAUUGAAGAAAGCGACAAGUUCCUGAUCGUCAAGCGAGGGCUGGAGCGUCGUCUCUCUGUCACAAAUGCUGAUGUUCCGGAUGGGGCUACGUAUUCUUGCAUGGUUGGAGAUCGAAGAACAUCUGCUGACCUCCUUGUUGAUGAAGCUGAGCCAGAAAUCACCGUCUCCAUGCAAAAUGUCAAGGUCACUGAGAACCAAGAGGCAGUCUUUGCCUGCGAGCUCGACAAGGACACACCUGACGUUUUUUGGCUUAAGAACGGCUUGAAGAUUGAUGAAGAAGAUGACACCAAGUUUGAAGUCAAACGCCAGGGUCGCAAGCACUCGCUAAUUGUCAAAGAUAUUGGGCUGGAUGAUGCUGCAGCAUACACCUGUGUUGUUGGUCGGAGACAGAGCACUGCAUCUCUGACUGUAGAUGAAAAACCGGUGGAAUUUGUCCAGCCUCUGGAGGAGAUCCACUCUAGUCCUGGUGACACAGCAACCUUUGAGUGUGAACUCAACAAGGAUAACGUCACCGUAGUCUGGCUGAGAAAUGGUAAAGAGAUCAAGCCAAGCAAACACUUUGAGAUUAAGAAGGAGGGCGCUAAGCACCGAAUGAUCGUCAAGAGUGUUCAGUUUGAUGAUGAUGCAGAGUACACAGUGAAAGUUAAGAAUGAGGAGUCAACAUCUCAUCUCACUGUACAAGCUCCACCAAAGAUUGAGAUCGAAACCAAGUAUUUGACAGUCACUGUCAAAGCUGGUAGCAAGAUCACUGUAGAAGGCCUUGUCAUCGGGUCACCGAUAGCAUCCACAACCUGGUCAAGAAACGACACGGAGCUCAAGCCAGACAAACGCAUUACCAUAACAACUGAUAACAACAUCAGGGCUAAGGUCAAACUAACCAUUGAUAAGUCAGAGAGGACAGACCUCGGCGAGUAUACCAUCAUUGCAGUCAAUGACUUUGGUUCAGAUACAGUUAUCGUCAAGGUGAUCGUUCUUGACAAGCCCCAGCCACCGACCAACCUAAGUGUGACCGCCAUUACACCUGAGACAAUCUCUCUCUCCUGGGGACCUCCAGAAGAUGACGGCGGUAGCCCAAUCACUCAGUACAUCAUCGAAAAGAGGGAUAUGAAACGAAACACGUGGUCUAAAGCGGGCACGACGAAGUCUGAUCAGCUGGAGUUCACCGUCACUAAGCUUCUGGAAAAGAAUGAGUAUCUUUUCAGGGUCAGUGCAGUGAAUGAGCACGGACAGAGUGAACCGAGAGAGAUGGGGGCUCCUGUUGUUGCCAAGCAUCAAUUUGACGUUCCCUACCCUCCCGCCAAGCCCAACGUCUCCGAUAUCGACAGAACCCAAAUGACCAUCACCUGGUCUCCUCCCGAGUUUGACGGAGGUAGCAAGGUCACUGGUUAUGUUCUGGAGAGAUUGGAAGUUGGUCGUGAUCGCUGGGUCAAAGUUCACAAGAGCCCGCUGACUGAUACAUCUUUCACUUGUACUGACUUGAUUGAGGGAAAGGAGUAUACUUUCCGAGUUAGUGCGGAGAAUAAAGCGGGUUUGAGUAAACCAAGUGAGCCAUCGGACACUCACAUGGCUAAGCCACCAUAUGAUGUACCAGGGGCGCCCAGUAAACCCAUACCAGAGAAUGUGGAUUCUACAACUAUCUCUAUUACAUGGAACCCGCCUGAAUCUGAUGGUGGCUCCCCUGUGACUGGAUACAUCAUUGAAAGAUGUGAUGUCAGCCGUGGUCGCUGGGUCAGAGCCAACCGAGAAAAAGUGACGGAGCUCACUUUCAAAGUCACCGAUCUGAUUGAAGGAAACAGCUUUCAGUUCAGGGUGUCUGCAGAGAAUCUAGCUGGAGUGGGUAACCCCAGUGAACCCUCUGAUACAAUCGUUGCUAAACUGCCAUUUGAUGUUCCAGGACCACCGGAAAGACCUUCCACUAGCGACAUAGACAGCACUCGCAUCACGGUCACCUGGUCACCACCAAGUGUUGAUGGCGGCAGUCCAGUCACUGGCUACAUUCUUGAACGCAAGGAGAAGACCUCCACGAGAUGGACAAAAGUAAACAAGGAACCUGUAUCAGAGACAACACUGAAAGUGAAAGACCUGAUUGAAGGCAAUGAGUAUGAGUUCCAUGUGGCUGCUGUCAACAAGGCUGGGACAGGCCCAUUCAGUGAACCAUCUGAGCCAAGGAUCACCAAGCCUCCAUAUGACGUCCCAGGUGCCCCAGAGAAACCUACAGUCAGUGACAUUGACAGCAGUAAAAUGACUGUCACCUGGACAGAGCCAUCUGAUGAUGGCGGAAGUCCAGUUACUGGCUACAUCCUGGAACGCAAAGAGAAAACUGCCACUAGGUGGACAAAGGUCACUAAGCAGCCAAUCUCUGAGACAACAUUGAUAGCGAGAGAUCUGGUUGAAGGCAAGGAGUAUGAGUUCCAUGUGGCCGCAGUCAACAAGGCUGGGACGGGUCCAUUUAGUGAGCCAUCUGAACUUGCGAAAGCAAAGAGACCAUAUGAUGUUCCUGGGCCUCCGGAUGCCCCAACAGUCAGCGACAUUGACAGCACUCUCAUGACAGUGACAUGGACAACACCCUCUGUUGAUGGUGGUAGUCCUAUCACAGGCUAUAUCCUCGAGCGCAAGGAGAAAACUGCAACCAGAUGGAUAAAGGUGACCAAGGAACCCGUUACAGAGAUGACACUGAUUGUGAAAGAUCUUGUUGAAAGCAACGAGUAUGAAUACCAUGUUGCUGCUGUGAACAAAGCUGGAACGGGUCCAUUCAGCAAGCCAUCUGAACCAACUAAAGCCAAGCCUCCUUAUGAUGUACCAGAAGCUCCGGGUAAACCGGAAGUCACAUCAGUAGACAGUACACAGAUCACUGUUUCGUGGACACCUCCAGAAUUUGACGGCGGAAGUCCAAUAACUGGAUAUAUCAUUGAGAAGAAAGAAACUUCUUCCACAAGAUGGACAAAGGUUGUUAGAGACUCAGUUUCUGACACAACACUUACAGUGAGAGACUUGAUUGAAGGCAAGGAAUAUGAGUUCCAUGUAGCUGCAAUCAACAAAGCUGGGACGGGUCCAUUCAGUGAACCAUCUGAGCCUAGGAUCACCAAGCCUCCAUAUGAUGUUCCUGAAGCCCCUGGAAAGCCUGAAGUUAUGGCAGUUGAUAGCAAACAAAUUACCAUCUCAUGGACACCUCCUGAGUCUGAUGGUGGAAGUCCAGUCACUGGCUACAUCAUUGAAAAGAAAGAGACAACCUCAACAAGAUGGGUUAAGGCUGUAAGAGACACAGUUAGUGAGACUGAAUUGAUCGUGAAAGACCUGAUUGAAGGCAAGGAGUAUGAGUUCCGUGUGGCUGCAGUCAACAAGGCUGGGACGGGUCCAUUCAGUGAACCAUCUGAGCCAAGAAUCACCAAACCUCCAUAUGAUGUACCUGAAGCCCCCGGUAAGCCUGAUGUCACAGCUGUUGAUAGCAAACAGAUCACUCUAUCCUGGUCACCUCCUAAGUCUGAUGGUGGCAGUCCAGUUACUGGCUACAUCAUUGAGAAGAAAGAGACCACCUCAACGAAAUGGGCAAAAGCUUACAGAGACUCGGUUACAGAGACUUCUCUUGUUGUAAAGGAUCUGAUCGAGGGUAAAGAGUAUGUGUUCCGUGUGGCUGCAAUCAACAAGGCAGGAACAGGUCCAUUCAGUGAACCGUCUGAGCCCAAGAUCACCAAGCCUCAAUUUGAUGUUCCAGAGGCACCAAGCAAGCCUGAAGUCACAGCUGUUGAGCGCACCCAGAUAACCAUCUCGUGGUCACCUCCAAAAUCUGAUGGUGGUAGUCCAGUCACUGGCUACAUCAUUGAGAAGAAAGAAACUUCUUCCACAAGAUGGACAAAAGCUGUUAGAGACUCAGUUAGUGAGACUGAACUGACAGUGAAAGAUCUGAUCGAAGGCAAGGAGUAUGAGUUCCGUGUGGCUGCAGUCAACAAGGCUGGGACUGGUCCAUUCAGUGAACCAUCUGAGCCAAGGAUCACCAAGCCUCCUUAUGAUGUCCCAGAAGCACCCUCCAAGCCUGAGGUCACAGCAGUCGAUCGCAAGCAGAUUACCAUCUCAUGGUCACCCCCUGAAUCAGACGGUGGAAGUCCAGUCACUGGCUACAUCAUUGAGAAGAAGGAGACAUCUUCUACAAGAUGGACAAAGGCUGUUAGAGACUUGGUCACUGAGACUACAUUAACUGUGAGAGAUCUGAUUGAAGGCAAGGAGUAUGAGUUCCGUGUAGCUGCUGUUAACAAGGCAGGAACAGGUCCAUUCAGUGAACCAUCUGAGCCACGAAUCACAAAACCACCAUAUGAUGUACCAGAAGCCCCUGGCAAGCCUGAAGUCACAGCUGUUGAUAGCAAACAGAUCACUAUAACUUGGACACCUCCCAAGUCUGAUGGUGGAAGUCCAAUUACCGGCUACAUCAUUGAAAAGAAAGAGACUUCUUCCACAAGGUGGACACAAGCUGUAAAAGACUCAGUUACAGAGACUUCUUUUACUGUGAAGGAUUUGAUUGAGGGCAAAGAGUAUGUAUUCCAUGUUGCUGCUGUUAACAAAGCUGGAACAAGUCCAUUCAGUGAACCAUCUGAGCCCAAGAUCACCAAGCCGCCAUAUGACGUGCCAGAGGCACCAAGUAAGCCUGAAGUCACAGCUGUUGACCGCACCAAGAUAACCAUCUCUUGGUCACCUCCAAAAUCCGACGGUGGCAGUCCGAUAACUGGCUACAUUAUAGAGAAGAAGGAGACUUCUUCCACAAGAUGGACAAAGGCUGUAAGAGACUCAGUUUCUGACACAACACUGACAGUGAAAGAUCUGAUCGAAGGCAAGGAGUAUGAGUUCCGUGUGGCUGCAGUCAACAAGGCUGGAACAGGUCCAUUCAGUGAACCAUCUGAGCCAAGAAUAACUAAGCCACCUUAUGGUAAAUAUUAUCCAAGUGAUGAUUGUAAAAGAUGUUCCUGA